This is a messenger RNA of Exophiala dermatitidis NIH/UT8656, 2766 nucleotides long. Its product is annotated as protein-serine/threonine kinase. The transcript has a single exon. Lineage: Eukaryota; Fungi; Ascomycota; Eurotiomycetes; Chaetothyriales; Herpotrichiellaceae. Gene Ontology annotation, biological process: protein phosphorylation. The record is from RefSeq and is a predicted model, not a curated record. The coding region runs from base 1 to 2766 and encodes 921 amino acids. Gene Ontology annotation, molecular function: ATP binding; protein kinase activity.
AUGGCAAGUCUUCGACCAGAAUCUGCGGCCGCCAUGACGGCUCACCGGCGUGAAGCGGUGCGUCUUGCGCAGGAUCAGCAGCGGGCAGUAGCCGAGAAUUGUAAGAGAUCGAAACUACCCGAACCUGACUAUGACUUUGAUGAGCUUACCGGUCGGGGUAGUUUUGGACGAGUCUACAAAGGACGCCAACGCUCCACCGGCAAGGUGGUGGCCAUCAAAGUGAUCGACAUCGACAAAGCCGACUUCAAAGCACAUGGCGACGUGCGAGACGAACAGAUCCGCGACUUUAAUCGAGAAAUCCGAAUAUUGAGACAAGCGCAAGAGAGUGGUGCCGAAAAUCUCAACCAUAUCAUCGAAGCCUUGACGGUGCACAGUCAGUUAUGGAUGGUUUGUGAAUACUGCCCUGGUGGAAGUGUCAAGACGUUGAUGCGGGCGACGAAUGACCGGUUGGCAGAAAAAUACAUCAUAGUGGUGGCAAGAGAGCUGGCGAAGGCUUUGAAGGGACUGCAUGCUGCUGGGAUCUUGCACCGAGACGUGAAGGCUGCAAAUGUGCUUAUUCAUCAGGAAGGUCGUCUUGAGCUAUGUGAUUUUGGUGUUUCAACGGUGCUGGAUACGCAGACCGACAAGCGCAAGACAUUCAUCGGGACGCUGCACUGGAUGCCGCCAGAGCUGUGGACCGAGAACCCCGAAUAUUCGGACGAAGUGGAUGUCUGGGAGUAUGGCUGCACUCUCUACGAAUGCGCUGUGGGGCAGCCUCCAAAUGCCGACUUGCGUGAACGGCAACAACUCAAGAUGAGAAUGAGACGGCUCAAACAAGCAAUAACAUUACCUGAAAACCAGACAUUCAGCGACGGACUUCGCUCGCUUGUUGCGUCGACACUCAGUCCAGAUGUAGCUUCCCGUCCGUCCAUGAAAGAUGUGCUCGAGCACCCCUAUCUCAAAGACACGGAAGAAACCCAUCCCACCAGUAUUCUUGCCGAACUCGUCCAAACUUACUACGCAUGGGUGAUGAGCGGUGGCCAGCGAAUAUCGUUGUUUAUGCCUGGAGGAGCCGCUGGGGCUUCCACGUUCGAGCCCAAUGAGGACGUGGACGACGAAUGGAACUUCAGUAUGACUCAAGACUUUCAGCGACGUGUCUCGGCGAUCCUUGAACAUUCCGACUUUUCUGGCAAUGAAACCAUGGAAGGAGAGGAAACUCCAAGAGGUUCAAUAUCAACAGCAGCAACCAGCGUCGUCACCCCUCCGAAGGAGAUGACGGCGGUAGAAAGGGCGAACUUCGAAGCGCGUGUUCAACGCGGAGCCGAUCUUUCCAACAUUUUUGACCCAAGCAAACCCGCUUACGAUUACAAAAUCAAACAGGAUUUUAUCCCCAUCCCUGAACAACGCCAGAUCUCAGAUCUUCCCUUUCGAGCAAUGGCCGAAGAUAGGCCAAGCUCAAUUGCGUCGAAUGUGAUUGAUUUAGGCGACUUUGAUGAAUCAGAUUAUGCCGUGGCUGCCACACCACGGACAGAUGACAAGAUCCAGACUGCAUAUGCUGCGACACCUUUGAAAGAGGAAACCAUCAGGCUUGCUGAUGCAUCUACAUUGCGAGAAAAGCGUGCAAACUCCAAAGGUCCUCGAGAUCCGAACAAUAGCAACCAAUCCCUUACCGCUAGAAGAGCUUCAUCCUCCCAUGACGUCCCUCGAACUACUGCUGCUCAUGACUUUGCCAUGUCACAAGAAGACUGGACGGUCAAGAAUCGGGCCAAAGCCCCUGAAUUACAAGAGCCUGCCGAGAUUACCUCUUCCCGCCCUGGCCAUGCCACCAUGGACUGGUCGUUUGCCGCGGCCAUGUCUGAAGUAGCAAUUCCACAGAUCAACGAACCAGAACCGGCCGUCGAUGAUGAACCAGGGCCAGCAGCUGAAGAUACCACCACCGAUGGCGCACUCCAGCAAAAGUCGAAAAAGCAUGCCACAAUGGACUGGUCUUUCACUCAAGCAAUGGCCGAGGCAAGCAGCAGCCAAGGCGCCACCGAAGAAUCGCCAAUCAUCAACUCGUCUCCUCCAACCGCCCAGCAAAUUCCCUCGUCUAGACCAACUCCGACACGCCCUGCGCCGCUGCUCCGCCAGAUGACCAUGCCCGUGACAAUGGGCGAUUUCGCACAAGCCGAGGAGCAAGAAAUCCCACGGCCGUCAACGGCGCUGUCCGAGGCGUACAGCGACAUCAGCACGGCGUCGACCGAUGUGGAUCCGUUCGGCUUGGAGCGCGACGACGACGGAGACGAUGAAUACCCGGGGGCCACGGCUCUUGACGACGACGUUGGCGGGCUGGGUGGCUUCUACACUGGCAGAGGCCGGACCAUGUUUGGCGGGCGCAGCCAACGCUCGUCAAUGGCAUCAACCCCGGCGACGGCGGCUGGUCCUGGCCCUGAACCGUACAGGGACGGCUUCCCGGGCCUGUCUGCGUCGGGUGGCCGCGGUGCCGUCGGCGCACGACAUGGGCGCAACCCAUCGGCCGUGUCUGGGCCAGUUUCUGCUGGCGGUGGUGGUGGUGUGUCUGAGGCGGGUACCGCCGGCGGCCGUUUGACCGUCGACGUUCCCCCUGCAUUCCCACCCAGCAGUGUCGCGAUGAGCGCGGCUGCCUCUUCUUCCGAGGUCGAGGCCGAGCUCACGCGCCUGCUGGAGGAGAUGCAGGGGACGUUGAAUGCGGCGAGUCAGGUCGUCGGCGGGCUGGUGGUGCGUAGGAGGAGGGCGGAGGGGGAGAGCGAAUGGGAGGAUGAGGAGUAG